GCUGCCUCCAUGGAGCUGCCGGGCUCGCAGCCUCCCCGCGCCGGGCUGCACGCAUGCUGAGCCCCUCCGCCGCACCGCCGCUCCGGGGGGACCCGGCCGCCGCCAGGAUGCUCCUACCCACCUUGUACCUCGUGCUGCCCCUGCUGGAUGCACUUUUGUCCGCAGAAGUGAGCGGGCUGCCUGGAGGGGACCGCCUGGACUGCGUGAAAGCCAGCGAUCAAUGUCUCAAGGAGCAGAGCUGUAGCACUAAAUACAGGACACUGAGGCAGUGCGUGGCCGGCAAAGAGAGCAACUUCAGCCGGGCGACGGGCCUGGAGGCGAAGGAUGAAUGCAAAAGCGCCAUGGAGGCUCUGAAGCAGAAAUCCCUGUACAACUGCCGCUGCAAGAGGGGCAUGAAGAAGGAGAAAAACUGCCUGCGCAUUUACUGGAGCAUGUACCAAAUCUUACAGGGAAAUGACUUGCUUGAAGAUUCCCCCUAUGAACCAGUUAACAGCAGAUUAUCAGACAUAUUCAGGCUAGCACCAAUUGUAUCAGGACGAACAUGCACAAGAAAAGUGCCUUCCUGAUGAUAUAAAACCAGC
This is a messenger RNA of Alligator sinensis (Chinese alligator), 581 nucleotides long. Its product is annotated as GDNF family receptor alpha-1. Gene Ontology annotation, biological process: nervous system development. Lineage: Eukaryota; Metazoa; Chordata; Crocodylia; Alligatoridae. The transcript has 4 exons. The record is from RefSeq and is a predicted model, not a curated record. Gene Ontology annotation, cellular component: external side of plasma membrane; signaling receptor complex. The coding region runs from base 54 to 566 and encodes 170 amino acids. Gene Ontology annotation, molecular function: signaling receptor activity.